Oncorhynchus keta (chum salmon) is the source of this 2345-nucleotide messenger RNA. RefSeq names its product aryl hydrocarbon receptor nuclear translocator-like protein 1. Lineage: Eukaryota; Metazoa; Chordata; Actinopteri; Salmoniformes; Salmonidae. Gene Ontology annotation, cellular component: nucleus; cytoplasm; transcription regulator complex. Gene Ontology annotation, molecular function: DNA-binding transcription factor activity, RNA polymerase II-specific; protein dimerization activity; RNA polymerase II cis-regulatory region sequence-specific DNA binding. Bases 189 to 2027 code for a protein of 612 amino acids. The transcript is spliced from 18 exons. Gene Ontology annotation, biological process: circadian rhythm; regulation of transcription by RNA polymerase II. The record is from RefSeq and is a predicted model, not a curated record.
AAUUGGUUUAGAAAAACUAGGUUAGUAGUGCGGCAGUCAUGACAGAGGGGAGAAAGUAGGUCACAGACUGAGUACCGUAUAUCCCAGUUUUUGAAACAGAGGGUUCUAUCAUUGAAUGGAGAUGGCCUAGCUGAUUUAUCUAAUGUAAAGCAAUUGCAAAUGGAUGGAAGGAAAUUCCAGAAGCUGGAAUGAACAUUUGUGAUUGUCUAAUGGCAGACCAAAGAAUGGACAUUACCUCUACAAUGAAUGAGUUCAUGUCCCCCAGCUCUAGCGACCUGAUCAGCAGCUCCGUCAACACCCCAGGCAUGGACUACACCCGCAAGAGAAAGUGCAGCACCUCCGACUACCAAAUUGAUGGAUUUGCUUUAGAGGAGUGUGGUGAUCACCAGGGCCGGAUAAAAAAUGCCAGGGAGGCACACAGUCAGAUUGAGAAGCGGCGCAGGGACAAGAUGAACAGCUUCAUAGACGAGCUGGCUGCACUAGUCCCUACCUGCAACGCUAUGUCCCACAAGCUGGACAAACUCACGGUCCUACGCAUGGCUGUCCAGCAUAUGAAGACAUUAAGAGGAGCAGCAAACCCUUACACAGAGGCGAACUACAAGCCGUCUUUCCUGACCGAGGAUGAACUGAAGCACUUAAUAUUGAGGGCUGCUGACGGCUUUCUGUUUGUUGUUGGAUGUGAUCGUGGGAAGAUCCUUUUUGUCUCGGAGUCAGUUUACAAGAUCCUCAACUAUUGCCAGAAUGACCUAAUUGGUCAGAGUCUGUUUGAUUACCUGCAUCCUAAAGACAUUGCCAAAGUCAAGGAUCAACUGUCGUCAUCGGAUACAGCACCUCGGGAGCGGCUCAUUGAUGCCAAAACCGGUCUACCAGUUAAGACAGAUAUCACCCCUGGGCCAUCUCGACUGUGGUCCGGGGCCAGACGCUCGUUCUUCUGCCGAAUGAAAUGUAACCGGCCCUAUGUCAAAACAGAGGACAAGGACUUCCCCUGCUCCAAAAAGAAAGCCGACCGCAAGAGCUUCUGCACGAUCCACAGUACUGGCUACCUGAAGAGCUGGCCGCCCACCAAGAUGGGCCUGGACGAUGACAACGAGCCCGACAAUGAGGGCUGUAACCUCAGCUGCCUGGUGGCCAUCGGCCGGCUGCAUCCCCACAUCGUCCCCCAGCCCUCCCACGAAGACAUCCGCGUCAAACCCACCGACUACGUCUCCCGCCACGCCAUCGAUGGGAAGUUUGUCUUUGUUGACCAGAGGGCCACAGCCAUUCUUGCAUACUUACCCCAGGAGCUUCUUGGCACCUCUUUCUACGAGUAUUUCCAUCAGGAUGAUAUUGGCCACCUGGCAGAAUGUCACAGACAAGUGCUGCAGAUGAGAGAAAAGAUCAACACAAACUGUUAUAAAUUCAAGAUUAAAGAUGGCUCCUUCAUCACUCUGCGAAGUCGCUGGUUCAGUUUCAUGAAUCCUUGGACCAAAGAGGUGGAGUACAUCGUCUCCACAAACACAGUGGUCUCGUGCAGUAUGCUGGAUGGUGCAGACUCCAGCUAUCCUCAGUCUGCCGUCUCUCCCACUGCCUCUAUGGAUGGUGUGCUGACGUCAGAAGGUGGAGGGAGACGGGCCCUUCAGACAGUGCCAGGCAUCCCCGGGGGAACACGUGCAGGUGCCGGUAAGAUCGGUCGCAUGAUCGCAGAGGAGGUGAUGGAGACUCAGAGGACCAGAGGCUCAACCCCCUCCACCUGUGGCUCCAGCCCCCUGAACAUCAGCACCCCUCCUCCAGACUGCUCUCCAGGGGGCAAGAGAAUUCAAAAUGGAACACCAGACCUUCCGUCGGCAGGGACGCUACCAGGAGGACCCGACACCGUUGGAUACCCAUACUCCAACCAGUCUAUUAUGAGUGACAACUCGCACCUCAGCAUUGACGAACCAGGCUCCAGUAAUGACGAGGCAGCCAUGGCUGUGAUCAUGAGUCUCCUGGAGGCUGAUGCAGGCCUCGGUGGCCCUGUAGACUUCAGUGACUUACCCUGGCCCUUGUGAGGACAGCCCCAGCAGGGCUGUUGGAAUCCUUGGCCUAAGGCCCAGAGAACCCUGAAUUGACCAUGCAGUCAUAUCAACAGGAACCAUGCUACUAUAGGGCUCAUUGGAGCGAAGAGCGGGACAGGACCCCUCAGUGUACCUGAUUGGCACUCUUCCAUUGACAUUCCCCACAGGAUGAUUCAGUUAGGAAAAUAUACAUUGAAAAUGCUACCAGGGAUGUCUUGUGUUUUGAUGCUUUUACACUACAAUGGUUGGAUAUCCCCAUUGACAAAUGUAAUGAAUACAUGGUAUCAGCAGUAAAAUAUUUUUUAAAUUGAA